CAUUACCCUUCGACAUUUCGACUUUUGGAUAGAACCUACCAUCCGCCAUGUCUAAAGAACCGAAAGAUAAGCAAGCCAAGCAGGGGAAAGAGGAGAAGCGGGCACGGAAAGAAGCCAAACGCGAGAAGAAGAGGCUUGCGGAAGAGGCUGCGGCGGUAGCAGAGCCAGUACAACCUGUGCAGGAGGUCAACGCGAAUGGAUCGAAGGAGAACAAAAGGUCGAGGAAGAGGAAGCUCGAGGACGAAGUAGCAGAAGAGCCCAAGAAAAAGAAGAAGUCAAAGAAGAGCAAAGACGACGAAGUAAUGGAGGACGCCGUCGUAGCCCCCGUUGAGGCUGUUGAAGAUUCCAAGAAGUCCAAGAAGCCUAAGAAGGCCAAAAAAGAGGACAUUGCUGAGAGCGACGCCAUUGUAACUCCCAUUGAACCUGAGCAAGAAUCCAAAAAGUCCAAAAAGUCGAAGAAGAGGAAGUCGGAGGCAGACACAGCGAAUACGACAAAGAAGACUACAAACGGAGCAUCGGCAGGUGGUGAUGUUUCCGAGAGCGAGCUCAAGGCAAUCAAGAAGAAAGCCAAGCGAGGUGGCAAGGCCGGGAAGGGCGCUUCGAACGGUGUUUCUGGAGAAAGGCCAGCGGGUGGUGAAAAUGCAGAUGCCGAUGCACCUGCGGUGAAGAAGCAGCGCUUCAUCGUCUUUAUAGGCAAUCUUCCCUACAGCGCAACAGAAGAAUCUAUCAAACAGCACUUCAUCAAAAUACGCCCUACUUCCAUUCGUCCUAGAAAAGGCUACGCGUUCAUGGACUUCAACGACUACGACCGUAUGAAGACGUGUCUAUCGCUAUAUCACCAUAGUUCAUUUGACGACGGUACCUCGCCCGCACGAGAGAUAAACGUUGAAUUGACGGCUGGCGGAGGCGGAAAUACAGUGGAACGAAAAGCCAAAAUCGACGCCAAGAACGAGAGACUCAACGAGCAACGCGAGCGUCGUAAGGUUGAGGAGGAACGCCAAAAGAACGAAGGGGAUUCCAAGGGGUCGCGGCCACUUUCGAGAAAGAAGGCAGAGAAAACAGCAGAGAAGAAGCACGCGGAGAAGAAACCAGAACCAACGCCGGAGAAAAAGCCAGCGAAGGGAGAGUCUCACGUUGGUAUCCACCCUAGUCGGUUGGGCAGGUUACUAUUCUGAGAUGUUUCGACAAUUUGAAUGGACUAUUUUGCUUUUUAGAUGGUAUAUUAUAUCAACUUCCGUUGCGUAUAGAGGACGACACUAUUGCGUCAAACAAAAGUUGACUUCAUCUGGAACUGUUCGGGGUACGGGAACAUCCUACUUUGCUCGGUGGUGUCUAUUCACUAGUCUUCAAGUCCGAGAGUCUCAUCCUUCGACUAUUUGGGUACCAGGUACCCCGGACUUAUUAGUGGAGA
Molecule: messenger RNA, 1411 nt
Organism: Mytilinidion resinicola
Lineage: Eukaryota; Fungi; Ascomycota; Dothideomycetes; Mytilinidiales; Mytilinidiaceae
Exons: 3
Coding region: 48-1175 (375 amino acids)
Molecular function (GO): RNA binding
Source: RefSeq, a predicted model, not a curated record